AUGCCGGACCUCACAAAACCCGCCAACCACAUCCUCUUCAUCGCCUCCAUCGGAAACCCCGCUCCAUACCGAACCACCCGCCACAGCGCCGGCCACAUCCUCUUUGAAUCCCUCGUCCCACUCCUCCCCACGCGCUUCUCACCCACACCAAACCACACGCUCUUAGACGCAGAACAAUCAGUCUUCUACAAAACAUGGAAGAGUCCGUCGUACAUGAACGAGUCGGGAGGCAAACUCGUGCGCCGGUUGCAAAAAUGGAUUUCCACGAUUGAUACACGGCAGCGGAAGCCAACACUCGUGAUCCUACAUGAUGAACUCGAGUCGCCGCUCGGCAAAGUACGAGUUAAGCGCGGCGGGGCGGAAGCGGCUAGUCUGCGCGGUCAUCGGGGGUUGAUUAGUAUAAUGGAGGUUUUGCGCGGGAAGGGAUUGUAUCCUCCGCGAACACCUGCGGAGAAUACAGGGCUUUCGAUUAUGCGCGUUGGAGUGGGAAUUGGGCGCCCUGACAGUCGGGAGCGGGAGUCUGUGGCUGAUUAUGUUCUGACCAAGAUGAGUCCUAAAGAAUUGGCGGCGGUGCGAGCUGCUGCGGAUCCGGUGGUUGAGUUGUUGCUUCAGGAGCUUUAUCGUGAGGAGGGCGAGUUAUGA
Messenger RNA from Aspergillus glaucus CBS 516.65, 642 nucleotides. Its product is annotated as aminoacyl-tRNA hydrolase. Gene Ontology annotation, molecular function: peptidyl-tRNA hydrolase activity. Bases 1 to 642 code for a protein of 213 amino acids. Lineage: Eukaryota; Fungi; Ascomycota; Eurotiomycetes; Eurotiales; Aspergillaceae. The transcript has a single exon. The record is from RefSeq and is a predicted model, not a curated record.